CGGAACAAGUGUGAAAGCCCCGCGCGGCUUUAUCCAACUCCUAGUCCGUAGCCCUGGCUCCCCCUCUGCCUCCUACCCUACGAGCUCCCCCUAGCUAGCUCCCCACCACCACCUCCUAUAGCCACCCAUGGCCAUCACCACCAUGUGUCGCCACCCCACCUCCACUCCCCACUUCCCACCCACUCCGCUUCCCGGCCCCCCAUUAAACGCCCGUGAGCUAGCACGCGAUCCCCUACCCACCACCGGGCGACGUGCUCCGUCUCCAUCACUCCUCCUCGACCGUUGCUCCGUGUCCGCGGAGAGGCGCUGCGUCCUCACCUGACGGCGGCCAUGAUAGGCAUCGACCUCAACACCGUGGAGGACGAGGAGGAGGGCGGUCCCUCGGCUGAGCCCCCGAGGGGCACGGUGUGCCUAGAGCUGUGGCACGCGUGCGCCGGCCCCGUGGGGCCGCUGCCUCGGAAGGGCAGCGCCGUCGUGUACCUGCCGGAGGGCCACCUCGAGCACACCCGGGAGGCGGUGGCCGCGGUGCCGCCCCAUGUGUUCUGCCGAGUUGUCGAUGUCAAUCUCCAGGUGCGUGCGCGCGCGCGCGGCCUGCUGCUCGUGCUGUACGGUGUCCACAAUGUGUUCGAGGUAUUAACUGAGAGAGCGUGCUCCCUGCAGGCGGACCCAGCGACGGACGAGGUUUACGCGCAAGUUUCUCUCCUGGUCGACAACGAGGAAGCCAAGAGGCGGAUGCGCCAAGGGGAGAGCGAGGAAGCUUGCGACGGUGACGGCGAGGACACCGGUGCCGCGAAGCGCCGAGCGCGCAUGCCCCACAUGUUCUGCAAGACGCUCACGGCUUCCGACACCAGCACGCACGGGGGCUUCUCCGUGCCGCGCCGUGCCGCUGAGGACUGCUUCCCGCCUCUGGAUUACAACCUGCAGAGGCCGUCCCAGGAGCUUGUGGCCAAGGAUCUGCACGGCACCGAGUGGAGGUUCCGACAUAUCUAUCGAGGCCAGCCACGGAGGCACCUUUUAACCACUGGAUGGAGUGCAUUCGUCAACAAAAAGAAGCUUGUCUCUGGGGAUGCAGUGCUGUUCCUCCGAGGUGAAGAUGGAGUGCUCCAAUUGGGAGUGCGCCGAGCUGCUCAGCUAAAAAAUGUAUCCCCUUUUCCUGCACUUUUUAACCAGGAUUCAAGUCUUCGUAGUCUCGGUAAUGUUGCCCAUGCUGUGGCUAUGAAAAGUAUUUUUCACAUCUACUACAAUCCCAGGUUAUGUGAGUCUGAGUUCAUUGUACCAUAUUGGAAGUUCAUGAGAAGCUUCAGUCAACCUUUUUCUGUUGGAAUGAGGUUUAAAAUGAAAUACGAAAAUGAAGAUGCUUCAGAAAGAAGGUCAACUGGGAUGAUAACUGGGAGCAGAGAGUCAGACCUGAAGUCGCAUGGUUCGAAGUGGAAAUGUUUGGUGGUGAGAUGGGAUGAUGAUGUAGAGUGCCGUCGCCCUAAUAGGGUAUCUCCUUGGGAGAUUGAACUUGCUGGAUCGGUUUCGGGAUCUCAUCUGUCCUCUCCCCAUUCAAAACGGCUGAAGCCAUGCCUCCCCCAAGUUAAUCCAGACAUGUUGCUUCCAACCAUUUUGGCAGGUGGAAGUGUUUCUUCGGAUUUUGCGGAAUCUGCCAGAUUCCACAAGGUCUUGCAAGGUCAAGAAUUAUUGGGUUCUAAAGCCCAUGAUGGUACUGUUAAUUCAGCUUCUGAGGCUUCUCAGGCGUCUGAAGCAAGAAAUUUUCAGUACAGUGAUGAUCGGAAUUGCUCUAUCAACAUGUGUAACAUUCCAGGGGUUCCAGGACUUGGUGCUAGAACCCCGCCUGAAAACCAUGGAUUUUCCUACCACUGCUCAGGCUUUGGGGAGUCUCAAAGAUUCCAAAAGGUCUUGCAAGGUCAAGAAGUGUUUGGUCCUUAUGAAGGAGGAACUUUGUCUGAUGCUGUUAUAAGAGGUUCUAGCUUCUGUCAACCUGAUGGCAACUAUACAUCUCGUGCAACAUAUAAAUGGCUUAUGUCACAGGGAUGCGAUUAUCGUGGGCCAGUAACACCAGCAAUGCCUCAAGCAUCCUCUCCAUUAUCUGUGCUAAUGUUCCCUCAAACUAGUUCCAAGAUACAUGGCUUUGAAUACGUAUGCAGAAGCCUGGAUAAGGAUGAUAAUAUUAGACAUGUUACUAUCAACGCCACUCAAGAUAUGGGAAGAACCAGUCAUACAUUACCUCUCUGGCCUCGUCUUGUUUCAGGCAAAGCAGUAGCUAGUUGUGCUGGAACUAAAAAGUUGCCCUCCAUCGGCAGUGCAGAGCAUGAACCAAAUGACAAGGAUGUUCACACAAAUGGCUGCAAAAUCUUUGGUAUCUCUUUGACUCAGAAGGUUCGAGUAUGCGAUGAAGUGGAAUGUAGCAGUGCGAAUUGUGAUUUUUAGCUCCAGCCUUUAAAGCCACAAAUGUCAAAAUCACUAGGCAACAGUUGUGCUACUGUUCAUGAGCAAAGGCCUGCUGUUGGCAUGGUGGUUGACCUUUCUGCGGUUGAUACGAUGAUCUGAUUCGUCUAACUGUCCUGGGAGGAGAAGCGGGGCCUACAGCAGGAUUCAUGUUAGUGAUGUGAUACUCAAUGACGCAAAACUUCCACCUGGUUAUUUCAUCCUAUGUGCACAGUUGGCACCGAGUUCAGUAAACACAUCAUGGUUGAUGAGUUGCUGAUGCUUAUCAAAUUUGUAAUGCACUUCUAGAAUUUGAUUUGUUAUAACAUCUAUCUGAAGCUCUCUUUUGAAUCAUCAUUUAUGUUGUACGAGCUGCUAGUGUGUUUUUAAGCUGCAUGGUAUGUUAUGACUUGUUUGUACUAGCACGAUUUAAUUUCGAAGAACAGAUGUAGUUCUUGUUUGAAUUA
Messenger RNA from Triticum dicoccoides, 2897 nucleotides. Its product is annotated as auxin response factor 2-like. The record is from RefSeq and is a predicted model, not a curated record. The coding region runs from base 331 to 2433 and encodes 700 amino acids. Lineage: Eukaryota; Viridiplantae; Streptophyta; Magnoliopsida; Poales; Poaceae. The transcript is spliced from 10 exons. Gene Ontology annotation, molecular function: DNA binding. Gene Ontology annotation, cellular component: nucleus. Gene Ontology annotation, biological process: response to hormone; regulation of DNA-templated transcription.